AUGCGCGAAUGUCACCACGCAUGCUGUGAAAAACCCAGAGAGCCUGAUGUUACCAACACGGCAACUCCACCUCCAGCUAUUCGGAUGUUUCGGAGGUUAGAGGGUCUGUUUUGUGUGUACAAACCCACUGGUGUCCACUGGAAACUCGUACGGGAUAGCGUCGAGACAAAUCUUCUCAAAGGUUUGAAUGCUACAUCGUCCCAGCCACUUCCUCAGGAGGUCCGCUUCUUGGUAAACCCAGUCAGUGAGACUGAAGCACCCAAAGGACUCACACUGUCCGCAUCCUCUGUGCCAGUACUGUCCAAGCAUCCUCUGGUGACUGGACCUGAAUUCCAGCAUAUCAGAGUUGGAGUAGGACAUCGCCUGGAUGCAUUUUCUUCUGGUGUUCUGGUUCUCGCUGUUGGGAAUGGAAACAGGGCCAUGAAUGAUCUCUACAGAACCCGAGUCACUAGGGAUUACACUUUGGAGGGGAAUUUGGCAGCAACGGAUGAUUUCUCACACACAGGCAGAGCUGUGGAAAGAUCCACCUUCGGUCACAUCACACAGGAUAAGCUGGACAAAGUAUUGGCGAUGCUGCAGGCCAAUCAAAAGGCCUUGUUAAUGUAUUCCAAUGUAGACAUGCACUCUCAGGAAGCCUAUGAGAUGGCUGUGCAAGGUUUACUGGGUCCAGAGGGGAAAUCGCAGCCUAUUUUGACAGGCUUGCGUUGCAUUCACUUCCAGCCCCCCAACUUUACUUUAGAGGUGCAGUGUCUAAAUGAAACUCAGAAAUAUUUGCGCAAAGUUGUACAUGAGAUAGGACUCGAGCUGCGCAGCACAGCAGCGUGUAAAGGAGUUAGACGGACCAGAGACGGCCCCUUCACACUACAGGAUGCCUUGACCCAUCACCACUGGACUGCUUCUGAUGUUAUACAAGCCAUCAGACAAUACCACUCUAAAAUAAAUCUAAAAUAUUCACACACACAGAUGAAGGACACAGUAUUACAACCACCUGAAGAGAGUACAACAUUAAAAAAAAACAGCGACGAAGCAGUGGUAGGUAGAAUUACAUGACUUGUUGCUGUGAGCAGCAGUUAACACAAGUCACAGAACUGCUCUACAGGGACUCUGUGAGCUUGAACUUUAGUUGGAAAAGUGAUGUGUUUGUUAUCAAGAAAUAGUAUAAAAAAUAAUUUGACAAAUUGUUUCAGAUUCUGUUUGGUUGAGCUACCGUUUGAUAAUCUGAGUUUACGUCCAUGUUUAUAGACAACAUAUUAAACUGUGCAUUUGUGUGGUUGGUGCCUUGAAUAGAGGUUUUGUUAGUUAAAUCAACACUCUUGAAGGUCUGUAGAUGACUUGAUGCACCUACAUUAUCAGAACAUUAUUUCAAACCAGUCAUUUCUAAGACAGUCCUCAUGUUUACACUUACUGGUCCCAUCCAGUUAACUUGGUAAACAACCUUCUUAUCUCUGCUGUGGUUGCGUGUCAAACUAAGUACAAUCAACAGACAUCUUCCUGCCAGCUUACCCACUGAGAACCAUAGAUUGUCUGUAAUGAAGGACCGCAAAUGAUGACCACAAUAGUAACUUUUGACUGUACGGCGUGCAGUUAGCAGCCAGUGACCUUGUGUCUUUACCCAUUUAAAAGGUUUUU
Etheostoma spectabile (orangethroat darter) is the source of this 1629-nucleotide messenger RNA. Its product is annotated as mitochondrial mRNA pseudouridine synthase Trub2-like. NCBI's taxonomy places the organism in Eukaryota, Metazoa, Chordata, Actinopteri, Perciformes, Percidae. The record is from RefSeq and is a predicted model, not a curated record. Gene Ontology annotation, molecular function: pseudouridine synthase activity; RNA binding. Gene Ontology annotation, biological process: RNA processing; pseudouridine synthesis.